This is a messenger RNA of Cladocopium goreaui, 2278 nucleotides long. NCBI's taxonomy places the organism in Eukaryota, Dinophyceae, Suessiales, Symbiodiniaceae. The record is from the annotation of a GenBank genome assembly.
UCUUCCAAAUUAAGACUUGAUUCCAUGGCGUGCCACCUCCAAGCAGCGGUUCACACUGCCUUCAUGCCGCGUGACAGCUGCAGUCAGCAAGACCUUUUGCUGCGACAUUUUGGAGGGAGCCUUUGCAUUCGCUUAUGGUCUCAGUCCGGAGAAUUUCAGGUUAUGCUGCACGAUCUGCUAUGCAGUGGAGACCGACCUUGACCGACCUUGACCAGCCACCAGCCACCAGCGAAGCAAAGGCAGCUAAGGCCGUGGUAUCGGCUGGAACACUCAGGACUCUGAACGAUCGAUGCGGAGAAGCUUUGAUGCCUCAGAAUGGAGGGGAGCACUUGACCUUUUCGAGGCGAAUGCAGCGCUGGCUGUGCGGAAGGAUGCCCGCGAUUUUGGUCAGGCGAUCACCAAGUGCCACUGGGAGAUAGCCAGCACCUUGCUGCGAGAGAUGGAGGCCCAUGACGUCCAGCAGAAUGUGAUCAUCUUUGGAAGCUUAGUGAACGUUUACAAGGAGGUGUCCAUGUGGUCUUGCUCACUUCAGGCGCUGCAAAGGAGCUUGGAUGUCGGAUUGCAGGGUAGUGUCAUCUCCAUCAACGCCGCACUCAGCGCCUGUGGCCGUGCAGUUGCAUGGCAGUCUGCACUUGAAAUGCUGGUCAACAUGUCUUCCCACUGUGAUGUGGUGUCUUACAAUGCCGCUAUUGCUGCCUGCACCAAAGGCAUGCAGACAGAUUUGGUGCUUCAUCUCAUGAUGGAGAUGCAGGACUUCAUCGUCAAGCCUGACCAGGUCACAUUUGCCAGCGCCAUCGUGGCAUGCAAGCUUGCAGCUGCCUGGCAGAGUGCAUUGUCCCUCUUGCAGGAGAUGAUGGCAGCUGGAUGUCUACCGGAUCCCAUCAGCUACGGUGCUGUCAUGGCGACCUGCACCGUGAAGUGGGAGCGAUCCUUGAACUUGCUGCAGACCCUGUGCUCCUCUGACCAGUCUCCAGAUCUGGUGCACUGCAAUUCCGGCAUAGCUGCUUGGUCCCAGGGCAAGCUCUGGCAUGUGGGGCUUUGCUUGUUGAAGAGGACAGCCGCAUCACAGAUGAGAUUGGAUGUCAUCUCCCUGAACUCUGCUUUGACAGCAUGCGAGCGGGCAGAUGAAUGGCAACUUGCAGCCGCAAUGCUUAGGUCACUACGAGGUGCUUUCCUGCAGCCAGAUGCGACCAGCUCCGCAAUUUGCACUGCAGCUUUUGGUGCUGGUCCAGGGUCCGCUCGCUGGUCCCUGGCCCUGACGUCGCUUCUGCGCGCCCGUCAGCAAGGACUGACAAAUCGAGAAGGGAUCUCCUCUGCAAUGGUGGCACUGACCGGUUCCAGUGUGGCAAGUGAGGCUACGGAGACGAAUGGCCUGCGAUGGACUCUCGCCUUACUUCUUUUGAAACAGGCCGCCAUUGGGAAUCUGCAGCCAGAUUCACUGAUGCUGUCUUCUGCCUUGAACGCUUGCAGAGAUGGUGCUGAGCUUGGAGGCAACUGCGCCGAGCAGGCGCUGGAGCUGCUACAAAGUGUGGAGGACGCGGACAUGGCAGCUCUAUGCGUGGUAUUGGACACCUUGGAGAUGAGCAACAACUACCGAGGUUCGAGGUCACUUUUGGAAGAAAUAUACAUUGCUACUUCUCAACAGUUGGAUAUGCUGAAGGUGCCUUCGAAGUCUGACAGAGCCGAGCUUCACCAUGUUGUGCUAGGGAUGGACCUCCUUCAUGAACACCUGCUGCUGGGAGAUGUCCAGGCCACCUUCCUCCGAAGCAUGACGUCGCCAGUGAUCCGCAGGCUGCGAGGAUUGUUCCAGUCUCGGAUGAAGCGCGAUGAAGUUCUGGAAAGGCAACCAAUGCUGGGCUCAAGAGGGACCAUUCAGGCUUUGCGGACAAUGGAGAUGGGCUGCAAGGUGACAGAUCAGCCCUGGCUUGGCAUGGCGCGUGAGAGGAGCCGGAGCUUUCUUCAGGCUGCGAAGGCGCAGCCGUCUUUGGAUGCUAUUGCCUCUGCUUUAACUGCCUGGCUGGCCUUUUCUAUCCAAGAAAGCGAGGUGACCCAGGUGGCAUCUUGCAGAAGUCGAGGAAGUGCACACCAGCUUCGUCAGCUUCGUACUGCAGGAGAGAACUUGGGACUUGUGCCUCUUCAAAUUCAGCACGAUCGAUCACCACAUGGAGAGCGCCAAGCGCUGCUCAUGGUGAUUGCUGCUGCCCAAGGCAACAGCGAAGGAAAAACAUGAAAGCGAUCGAUGCUUUCAUGGGGAGCGCUGUGGUUGGGUUUUCCUGAU